Molecule: messenger RNA, 786 nt
Organism: Didymella exigua CBS 183.55
Lineage: Eukaryota; Fungi; Ascomycota; Dothideomycetes; Pleosporales; Didymellaceae
Product: glutaredoxin domain-containing protein
Exons: 2
Coding region: 1-786 (261 amino acids)
Biological process (GO): cellular response to oxidative stress
Cellular component (GO): fungal-type vacuole; Golgi lumen; cytoplasm
Molecular function (GO): glutathione disulfide oxidoreductase activity
Source: RefSeq, a predicted model, not a curated record
AUGCCGUCGCAACGCCGCAUGAGGCUCUUCGGCGUGCUUUUUCUCGUCGCCGUCGUCACGAUCCUCUACAUGACGCGCUCCGCCGCACAAACACACGCCUCAGACUUCUACACCAAGACGUCCGAAGCGCUGCAGCAGCACGAGUUUGCCGAAGCUGCCAAGCAGCGCGACGCAGACAGCGUGGGCACGCGCCUGAAGGCCGCCGAGGAAGCCGCCAAGAAGAAGGCCGACGAGAAGGGCGCAGAGUUCCACAAGGCCGUCGAGGGUAAGGACAAGUCUGUCGCCGGCCGCGUCAAGAUCGAGGGCGACAAGCCGGCGCCUGUCCCCGGCGUUGCAGCGCAGGGCGGGCGCCCGCGCGACCAGGCCGCGAUGAAGGAGCACGAGACGCCCGAGGACCACGACGUGGAGAUUGAGCUCAACGCCAUCCUAAAGAAGAGCCCUGUCAUCAUCUUCUCCAAAUCCUACUGCCCCCACUCCAAACACGCAAAGCACAUCCUGCUCGAGAACUACACAAUCACACCCGCGCCCUACGUCGUCGAGCUGGACCAGCACCCGCUGGGCGCGAGGCUGCAGGACACGCUGGCGCAGAUGACGGGCCGCCGCACCGUGCCCAACGUCCUGGUGCAGGGCAAGAGCAUCGGCGGCGGCGAUGAUAUGCAGGAGCUCGACGAGACGGACAGGCUGAUCGACACGCUCCGGAGUCUGGGCGGGACGCGCAUCACUGGCGUUGUGCACACGGGGGCGCGGGAGAAGGCGGCGGGCAGUAUGAAGAGGCGGAGAGCUUAG